AUGGCGUACCUUGUAGGUAGCGCGUGGACGAGGCUGUAUUUGGCUGGCGAUGCGCGCCGCAAGGCAGUCCGCCGGUUGGUCCGCCCGCGACGCGUCGACGGGGAUCUGCCUCAGGGACCGCUGCUGCCACCUGCCCCGCGUGACUGGGAGCCCAGCCCUAUCGGUGACGCGACGCAGCUGGAGGCCGCCAUUGACAGCUGGUACCGCGCGGCUCGCGGCACAUUCACCACUUUGACUGGGGUGCCGGCGCCGUGGUUCCGGCCAUACUUUCGCUGGGAACCAGCUGCUGGGCGACCCGCCUCGCGGCACGCAGGCGCAUCCUCGCUCGCCGUGGCAUGGCGAGAUUGCUCGGCUCGGGCCUUCGAGACCGCUGCCAUCCUCGGCCGGCCGCAGCCUGCCACUCACGACGAGCUCAUCCUCGCUCGCCACUGGUCCCUCGUGCGGGCUGCAGUUCAACGGGCUGCUCGUGCUCCUGGCGAGUCCCCCGACGCCUUCCGCACCUGGGCUGCCGCCUUCGGCCACGCGCAGAUGACGCGCGGGGUCUCCGCCAUGCGGUCACUGGCUGCCAGGGCGGCGCAGCACGCCAAGCGGGUUGAGGAUGCCGUGGCGGCUGCGCGCCUGGCCGCGUACCGCAGCGCUUUGGCGGCGCCUGGCGGGGCCCGCACGGCGCGCACCUCGGCGUUCGCUCCCGGGCGCCUGGCUUUCCAGUAUACCCGGGGCAUUGGCGGCUGGGCCCGCUCACCAGCCGGCGCCCCGCGCUGCGAGCAGGACGUCCCCGAUGCUGACCCCCUGGAGUACGACGACUUUGAUGCCGGCCGCGUCGAGGUCUCGCUGGACGGCCGCGCCCGGGCCGCCGCGGCGCCGCUGUCCGAGCAGGCUGCCCUCGACCACGAGGCUCGCGGCUGGGCUGACCAGUGGGCCGUCGGGGAGGAUUACCGCGAGCCGUACUUUCCUGCGCACCUGCUGGUGGAUCCCCAGCCGCUCACGAUGUGGAGCCUGGGCCAGGCCAUCGCGUCCUUCCCCGUCGGGACGGGCCCCGGGGCUGAUCACUUGGCCCCACGGGCGCUCCAACGCCUCCCUGGUGCAGCACGCCUCCGGCUCUGCCACAUCUUACUCGCAGCGGAGCGCCUCGGCCGCUGGACGGCCGCUUGCAACCUGGUGCUGAUCGUGCUGCUGCCCAAGCCGGACGGCGGCCUGAGGCCCAUUGGCCUUUUUCCGACGCUCAUCCGCAUUUGGAUGCGUGCGAGGGCCACGGUGGCCCGCGCUUGGGAGGCGGCCCAUGCGCUCCCAUCGGUGUUCGGCAGCGCUGGGCGCGGCGCGCAGCGCGCAGCCUGGGCGGCGACCUUCGCUGCCGAGGCCUCGGCGGCUUCGGCGCGCCACCAUGUCGCGUCCUUGCUUGACCUCGUGAAGGCGUUCGAGCGGAUCCCGCGCCACCUCGUGGCCGCGGCCGCCGUGCGGCUGGGUUUCGACCUGGUCGUGCUGCGCCUGUCUCUGGCGUCUUACCGGCUGGCACGGGCCAUCGGCGUCGAGGGCACAUUCUCGUGCUUGCUCGUCGCCACUCGCGGCAUCACGGCCGGCUCGGGGUUCGCCACCGUCGAGCUCCAGAUGUUGCUGCACGAGUCCAUGCUCAUCGCCAUGUUCCGCUGGCCGUUGCUGCAGUUGCUCUUAUACGUUGAUGACUUGACCAUUACCGCGUCCGGCUUUCCCGAGGAGGCCCUUGCAGCGGUGUCUCGUGGCACGGAGUUCUUCGUCGACAUGUUCGAGAAGUGCCUCCAGUUGACGGUCUCGCCGACGAAAUCGUUCGCUGUCGCAUCGAGGCCCCGGCUCGCGGUUCGGCUUUCUCUCAUGUCCAAGCGGCGUCUGUUGGUGCCGAAGCGCAGCGUGAAGAUGCUGGGCACUCCCUACGCCGGCGGCCGCGCGCGGCGGCAGCGCAUCGACGUGACCAAGGUGGUCAAGGCGAUCGGCAGCCCUAGCAUGCUGUACGGCGUGGACAUUGUCGGUGCGUCCAGCACGCACCUGCAUAGCGUCAGGGUCGCCGCUCUCCGCGCGGCCUUGCCGCCGGGCGCAAGCCGGAACGUCGACGUCGGCUUCGCGGUCCUCGGCGCCGGGGGCUCUUGCUUGGACCCCGCCUUCGCUGCGCAUGCCACCCCGCUGCGCCACUGGGGCAUGGCUUACUGGCAGGGUUGGGCACCCGCGGCGGUACUUGAUGCCGUCUUUGAGCUGUCACGGGACCGCCUUGCGAACGUUCUUGCCAGCGGCCGGUCGCCGUGGUCUGCCGUGGCUGGCCCUGUGGCGGGCGUCAUCGCAACGGCUUGGCGCCUCGGUUGGACGUGCACCUCCCCGCGGCGCUUCACCGACGACAUCGGCGAGCCGGUCGACUUCCUCCUCCUGUCCCCCGCGAUGGUGGCGGCUGCCGUGCACAGAUUAGUCGACCGAUGGCGCGCGCAGCGGGUGAUUUCGGCAUUCCCCGCGCUGGUCGCGGGCGAGCCGGACAUGCCCCUUGGCCAGGGCGCCGGCGCCGUCACCAUUCUCGUCGGCCGCCCUCUCGGCGCCCUCCUCGAGGGCCGCGGGCGACCGCGCAGCACGGUGCCGCAAUGGUCGGGGCCAUGUCGCUCUCAGCUCCUGUCCGCCGCCACAGGGGGCCAAUGGCCCCAGGUCCGCAUUGCCAAGCUGCGGAACGCUGAUGCCGCUGCCGGCAAGGCUUGCCAGCUCUGUGGCGUCACGCCCGGCACCCUUAUGCAUCGUCGGGUUUGCGAGGCCUCGCUCCCUCCGGAUGGGUGGCCAGAGCCGCCGGAGGCAUGCCGGCGCUUGCUCUCCGUGCUCCCAGAGGCCCGGCUGACGUUCCUUCGCACUCGUGGGCUUCUCGCACUUCGGCUGCCACGCCCUGUGCCGCAGGAGGAGGCGGCCGUCCGCUGGUUCACGGACCCUCCGGACGCCACUCGCGCCGACUUGUGCUGGUACACGGAUGGCUCCAUGAAGUUUGGGCCUGUUUGGGAGCUCCGGCGCACUGGAUGCGCACUCGUGGUCGUGUCCGAGAACGGGGACCUCGCGGCGUACGGCUGCGCCGUGCCUCCGCCCUGGAUCCGCACGGCGGCGGCGGCAGAGCUCUGGGCAGUCAUGCUCGUGCUUACCAUUACCCUCAGGCCGCCGACCAUUCGCACCGACUGCCGGGCGCUCCUCGCGGCGGCUGCUGCUGGAACGGCGCGGGCCACACAACCCACACGGAUGCUUGCGCAGGUGUGGUCUCGAGUGUCCACCCUCGUCGACGGUGACAUCUCGGAAUUGGUCUCUGCAGGCAAACUUACGUGGAUGCCUGCUCAUGGCAACCAGACCGUCAUUGGCACGGCCAUGAGGUCUGACGAGCACGUUGUCACGGCGAUUGACUGGAGAGCAAAUCGCCUGGCAGAUGUCCUUGCCAAGGCUGCUGCCGGCGGCCCGCCGCCCUGCGGCCCAGCUUCGGCGCGGUUUGCCAUCGCAGAAAGGCUCGUCGCGCACGAGGCCGCUGUGUUGGGGGCCGUCACAUACGCUGCAAAUCACCGCGAGCGCAUCCUGUGCGGACCCGGAGGCGCCCUCAAGCGGGUCACGGUGCGCGAUUCCGCUGCCGUGCGGCGGCCGCGGGCCCGGCCUCGCGCUGCUGCCGCCCCAGCGCCGCCGGUGGCACUGGCGCAGCCGCCGGCGCUGGUCGGGCACGAGCUGGCCGGCCUGCGCGCGGCUCACGCGCCCGCGGCCUGGCCCCGCGCUGCGCUGGGGGCCCGGGGCAAAGUGCGCGCCGCCGCGGCGCGCGCGGCGUCCGCCGGCCGCGCUGCUGCGGACGCGGCUGCCGCCCAGGCCAUCUGCGCGGCGCGGGCCGCUGCCCUGCGGCCGUCGUCGGCACCGCCGGCUGCCGAGCGGCUGGCCGCGCUCCGGGCGAGGGUCCUUGCUCGCGUAG
This is a messenger RNA of Prorocentrum cordatum, 3928 nucleotides long. Lineage: Eukaryota; Dinophyceae; Prorocentrales; Prorocentraceae. The record is from the annotation of a GenBank genome assembly.